CAGAAAACAAUAUAAAAAUGUGUCUAAGGUUCAGAAGAGUGGACAUGUUCCAGCAGAACAUCUUCUUCACCCUUAAAGGAAGGUCUUCCUACGCCACUGUCCCGGGAGCUCUGGUGUCCCUGCUCGCGAUGAUUGUUUUGGCGGCAUAUGGAGGAGCCUUGGUGUUGAGAAUGGUCAAACGGAGGGAAGUCAACUGGAGCACCAAUUCAUAUUUCAAAGAUCUUAAAUAGUGAUGAUAGUAUGUUAGAGCUCGAUGAUAAUCAUCCAAAAAUAAUGCUAAAUUACCGUUUUGAAGAGCCUGAUUCUUUUCCUAAAGAAAUCGAUCUUCCAGGUUAUUCUCAAUAUGUAACAACAACCAAUAAUAAUUACAAAUUCAAGGGGACUUAUUUCUCAAACGGAAGACCCAUCCUCGAAGGGACUGACAGAAAUUCGGAGAUUAAUAACUUAUUUUAUAAUUGCACAAAAGAAUUUGAUUCCAAUCUCAUAAAUCGAGAUACGAUGCUGAGCGAUGUCAAGUUUCUUUGUCCAAAUUACACAAACUUUCAGUACUCAGGAAAUGAACUUAACUCAAGAAGCCAUUACUUAUCUAUCACAAGAAUAACCCCUUGAAGAUAUAACUGUGUUGAUCUUUCAACUAAAGAAUGGAAUGCAAUGUCAAAGAAGAGUCGUCUUAACUUUUACAUGAAGAAUAAAUAUGUAGAUCUUAACGACAUCGACAACCCGAUUAAAUACAGAACAACAAACUACAAUUUCUACAAUACUUCAGAAGGAGGAUUCACUAUGUAUUUUAAGCUGGUCAAGAAUGAAGUAAUCCUAGAAGACUCGUAUUGGCCGACCUGGCGAAUAUGGACAGAGCCGAACCCAAUUGUAUUCUAUACAUUGGAACUACAUCAUGGCUCAGCUUUUCAUGAAAAGCAGUUCAAAAUUGUGAUCGAAACGGGAGACGAAGUCAGACAAUAUAGGAGGAAAUUCCUCUCCUUUCUAGAAGUGACAGGAACCAUCGGAGGUAUCUUCGAACUCAUUGAGAUCAUAUUUGGCUUUGCCAUUGGGAUCUAUUCUUCAUACAUGUUCAAGCGAGACCUUACGAAGUACCUCGACCAAGCUAGUCAUGAAGUGGAGCAGAUUGAGGGAGUGCUUCACGAAGGUAAUAAUGAACAAUCAAAUACAAAGAAGGAGCCUAAUCAAGCUGAUCAAGAUGAAGAAUCAAAAGAUUUUCAAGAUCAAGUACUCAGAUUUGAUGAAGAGUCUAAACUUUAUGAAAGCUCCAAUAAAAUAAUUCUCCAACAGGUUUCUCCUCAAAGCAAAAAUUCUUGUAAAUAACAAUGAUGGGAUGAGACAAAAAGAGUCUUCAACUUCCAAACAUAAAUCCAUCCACGAGAAACUAAUGCCUUUUGAAUCUGAGAAGUUUCUCGAUUACGAUUCAUUCAAAAGCAACCUCGACUGAGUUCAAAUUAUCAAAGACAUCAAAGUGCUACAACAAAAAGUGGCGUUUCUCAUCGAAACGAGUCCAGUCUUGAAUGGUCAAGCCACACUCACUCAUGCUAAAAAGACACAGAAAUAACUCUGAAGCCAAUAGGGCAGGAGUCAGCAACAAAGGGGCCGCCAAUAUAAACAGGAAUUAUACAAUGGCCACGAAAACUCAAGGGAGAGAUUCAAAGAGAAGUCGAGUGUUUCCAUUCUCAGACUCAAAAACUUGUUCUUCCAAAUAGCAUUUGUAAGCCUCGACUGUUUAAAAGUCCGAGCAAGUUCAAAAGCAGAAUUCUAAACUACAAAGCAGAAGACAGCCAAGAAGAAGAACCUAAAUCUGAUUCCAUAGAUGCAUCCAAAAGCUUUGAUUACCUUUAAGAAUAUUAAUAACACUCGAAGUGUGUUAAUUUACUUUAUCCACAA
Moneuplotes crassus is the source of this 1890-nucleotide messenger RNA. The record is from the annotation of a GenBank genome assembly. NCBI's taxonomy places the organism in Eukaryota, Ciliophora, Spirotrichea, Euplotida, Euplotidae.